Rhinichthys klamathensis goyatoka is the source of this 1593-nucleotide messenger RNA. RefSeq names its product zinc finger DHHC-type palmitoyltransferase 23b (gene zdhhc23b). Gene Ontology annotation, biological process: protein targeting to membrane; peptidyl-L-cysteine S-palmitoylation. NCBI's taxonomy places the organism in Eukaryota, Metazoa, Chordata, Actinopteri, Cypriniformes, Leuciscidae. Gene Ontology annotation, molecular function: protein-cysteine S-palmitoyltransferase activity. The record is from RefSeq and is a predicted model, not a curated record. Gene Ontology annotation, cellular component: endoplasmic reticulum; Golgi apparatus. The transcript has 5 exons. Bases 60 to 1331 code for a protein of 423 amino acids.
AUAUGACUGUUCUGUGCUGAAUGAUACCUGCCCUCACCUAUGUUUUCUAAGUUGACGUCAUGACGAAGAGAUCCCGUCGAACACUAGAUCAGGAUGAUCCUCUGUGCUGUUGUGAGUACAUUGAUCGCCAUGGCGGGCGCAGUCACAUGGCAGCAUGUUGCUGUGACUGUGAGGAUUUGGAUGAGGCUUGUGACAGAUGGAUGAAGAAGGAGUCUCAAAAUCCAGGCUCUCUGUCUCGGGUAGUUGCCACGAUCAGUGAUCGUCUGCGGGUGCCCUGGAUAUCUGGUGCCCAACAAGUUGAUCUAUCGUUGAUCCCUCCUCUUAUUCUCCUUCCUGUUUUUUUGCACAUUGCAGCUUUGCACUACCUGCUGGGUAUUGUAGUGCUAACAGCAGUGCCCAUCAUGGUCAUUUGGUACUACUACUUUACUCACCGAAAGAAAGGACGCACUUUAUUCUUCCUCAGCCUCGCCCUCUUCUCCCUCUUCUACAUGUUCUACCUCUUCAUCACCGAAGUCGUCCCUCACGGUGAUGUGAAUCAUCUUCAGUUGUGCGCUGUGACGGCGGGUGUUGCUCUUACGGUCAUUUCUCUCAUAAUCACCAAGAGGGGGCCGGGCUACGUCAGGCCUCUUCCAUCUGACACUCAUAGUACAGUGACCUAUCACAAACCACCACCUGAUGUAGAUGCUGCCUAUCUAAACGGAGAACAGCACCAGGUGGUGAUAGCCAAUCACGCCAGUCCUCCUGAACAAACUGAUGAAUCUGGGACAGCACAGGAGAGUGUUCAGAGGAGGAACUGGUGUACAGUAUGCAAAGUGGUGCGUCCCCCGAGAGCCGGACACUGCAGGAUCUGUGGAGUCUGCAUCCUGCGUCUGGACCACCACUGUGUCUGGAUCAACAGCUGUGUGGGACAGGCCAAUCACCCCAGUUUCCUUCUGAUGCUUGUUUUCUUUCUGCUGACGUCGCUGUACGGGAUCAGUUUGGUUCUUCGAAGCGUGUGUCCCCAUCAGAGUGUGAUGACGGCACUGCUCUACUGUCCUGACGUCUACAAGCAGUACAGUUCUGCUCUGUGUUUCACCUGUGCCUGGUACAGCAGUAUUGUGACGGGAGGUUUACUGCACCUGCUGAUCUUACAGCUCCUCAACGUCAGCUUCAAUGUGACCGAACGUGAGGCACGCCUGGCUCUGAGAGAGAAAACCGGUCGCAGACGUCUCUGGGGUCUGGUCAUCGACACCGGCACCUACUCCCGAGGUUUCUGUAGUAACUGGACUGAAUUCUUAACCAUGAGUAAGGCUUCAGAGCUGUCAAACCAUAAACCAUCAGAUCUGGUGUAGACAUUAAACUGGCAGUGUCUGCUGAUGGAAAAGUCUGUCUUUAAAGUGAAUUAUCACUUAUAUACUACAGUGAAGUAUAAUGUUGUGCUACUUAAUGCCUUCAACAUCCAUUCCGGAGUCAGUUUUAUGGCUCGAAACGUUGUGGUCAAGGUCUCAUCAAGAGUCAGGUGAAUGUUGUGGAACAGUAGAUGGCAGUGUUGUAGUAUAACAUCUCUCCUAGUGUAAUUCAGUAUCUAGUGCUUCAUUACUUUGCGGUGGAUAG